CUGGGGGCUGUGUCUGGCUGCUGAUGUGGAGUGGAAAUGGUCAUUAGUGGAGCUGCUCAUCUGCUGAUGCUGGUCCCUGGUAUGCAGCUGGAGCCUGGGGCGUCAUGGUGCUGAGAGGAGGGCACCCUGCGAGCACCAUGCACUGCUAGUCCCUGCUGCUGCUGCACUGCAUCCUGCUCCUCCUGUCCUGCAUUCUGCUCUACGGUACUGCUGCACUGCAUCCUUCUGUUCCUGCCUUGCAUUCUGCUCUCCUGCCCCUACUGCUGCUGCACUGCAUCCUGCUCCUCCUGCUCUGCAUUCUGCUCCUCAGCACUACAGUCCCCGCUGCUGCUGCCCUGCAUCCUGCCCUGCUGCUGUACUGAAUCCUGCUCUCCUGCCCUACAUCCUGCUCACCUGCACUGCUGAUCCCCGCUGCUACACCGUAUUCCGCUCUCCUGACCUCCUAUAUCCUGCUGCGCUGUGUCCUGCUCCCCUGCACUGUUAGCCCCUGCUGCCGCACUACAUCCUGCUCCUCCUGCCCUGUGUACCUUCACUCAGAACCCGUGUUGCCCCCUGUGCUCCGGAGGAUGGUGCUGACUACUUGGAAGAGGACUACAUGGGGUCUGGACAGGUUGUCUUGUCUUCAGGCCCUUCCCACUGAGGACCCCCGUUCUGUGAGCAAUGACUUCUAAGCACCAGUCUGACUGGAUCCCUUACAGUGUUUUGGACGAUGAGAGCAGCAGUUUGCGCCAACAGAAACUAGACAGACAGCGGGCACUCUUAGAGCAGAAGCAGAAGAAGAAGCGCCAGGAGCCUCUCAUGGUUCAGUCUAACGUGGACGGACGCACCCGGACUCGCAGGAUGAAGCAGUCCGAGGAGCAAGCGCCGCUGGUGGAAUCUUAUCACAGCAGUAACAGCAGCACAAUAUAUCACGUACAAGAGGCCGAGCCGGAGGACACCCAGAUGGUCACGGAGACCCAGCCUCCAAAGUCUACUAAAAAGGCCAAAGCGGCAGGGGCCGCCGGCUGUCCCUCUGGCAGUGCCAGGAAAGAGAAAAAGGGAAAGCAGAAAGGUAUUGAUGGCCCAGCUGCCUUCCAAGAUGAAGUCCAGGACACAGGUAGUCACGUGCAAAUUUUAACGGUGGGACAGUCCUGCCACGAAGAGGAUGAAGUGGAGACGGUGGCUGGCGGCCAACAGCAGAGCAAGCAAGACCUGAGACUGACCAUGCAGAAGAAGGGGAUAUCGAGCAGCAUGAACUUUGAUGAGGAAGAAGAUGAGGAAGAUGAAGACAGCUCCAGCUCCUCUCAGCUGAACAGCAACACCCGGCCGGGCUCUGCCACCAGCAAGAAGUCCAAUAAGGAGACCGCCUCAGCCCCCAGCCCGCCAACUAACGAACCAUCUGUUGACGUUGAGGACUUGGAGGAAUUUUCCAUGAGACCAGCUCCGCAGGGAGUCACCAUUAAGUGCAGAAUCACAAGAGACAAGAAGGGAAUGGACAGGGGCAUGUACCCGACAUAUUACCUCCAUCUGGAGCGGGAGGACGGUAAAAAGGUAUUCCUGUUGGCCGGCAGGAAACGUAAGAAGAGUAAAACGUCCAAUUACCUCAUUUCGAUAGAUCCAACUGACCUCUCUCGAGGAGGAGAAAGUUUCAUCGGCAAACUUCGGUCAAACCUGAUGGGCACAAAGUUUACAGUCUACGACAACGGGGUAAAUCCAGUGAAAACGUCCUCGAGUUUAGAGGCCAGCAAUCUGCGGCAGGAACUCGCAGCCAUCUGCUAUGAAACCAAUGUAUUAGGCUUUAAGGGACCACGGAAAAUGAGUGUAAUUAUUCCUGGGAUGAAUAUGGAUCAUGAAAGAGUUUCUAUAAGACCACGUAAUGAGCACGAAACGUUACUCUCUCGAUGGCAGAACAAAAACACGGAGAGCGUCAUAGAGCUGCACAAUAAAACGCCCGUCUGGAACGACGACACCCAGUCCUACGUCUUAAACUUCCACGGCCGGGUCACACAGGCUUCUGUAAAGAAUUUCCAGAUCAUUCACGACAAUGACCCGGAUUACAUCGUCAUGCAGUUUGGCCGGGUGGCAGAAGACGUGUUUACAAUGGACUACAAUUACCCCAUGUGUGCCCUGCAAGCCUUCGCCAUAGCACUGUCCAGCUUUGAUAGUAAACUGGCCUGCGAGUAAACAAGAGGACCCGUCCCAGUGUCUAUGUGGCUCACCGGAGGCCGGCAACCCGUGUCUUACACUCCCGUUUCCUGCGGGCUGGACGGAUAUUGUUCAUUCUAUGUUUUUUUUUUUUUUUUUUGCCAUAAGCGAUGAGAACCUUGGCGUUUACACACAGCUAAUGUUUUUAUUUGGAGAAGUUUUUCGUUUUGUAAAUAGACUUGUGAUCGCUCACAAAUGGGGAAACGUCCCCGAGUUACUUUCGUUAUGAAAUGUUUGCACCCGUUUCUACAAUUGUGGAAACUGUCAUUUUAUUUUUGUAUUUGUCAUUACGAGGCUGACGGUGGGCGAGGUACUUGGUGAUAUGAAGCUUUAACCAAAUCCCAAGGAAGAGGCUUCGCCAUGGACUGGGCAGCGCUAAGCGGUGACUCCCGCUUGGUGGCCUGAAGUGUACAGUAUGAGUCGCCUACGCAACUUUAUACCAGGAGCCUAACAAACGUGUCCUAAUCUUUCCUGUGCGAUGUGUAUUAGUAGCUGAAUCUGUUGCUAACACGUGCUAGCGAUGUGUUACUCUCUGGGCAGACGUUUGUUGUUGAUCACAGAAAGCACAAGUACUGUAAGACGACGAUAACCAGCGUGGACUGGAAUCCCCCAAUCCCUCCCCCGGCUCACGUCACGUCUCUGUCCAGGAGUUUUGUUCGGAUUUGUUACAAACCUUCUUCUUCUUUUCAGUGCGUCCUACAGACCCGCUACAGUCAUUGGCGAUAUUGUGGUUCUAAAAGUUCUGUAUUCUGAUUAUAAACCACCUUGUUGACCCCCAAAAUGGCAGGGAAGCCUUGACGGACUCCGUCACCUUCUCAUUUCUAAAAACUUUUUUGGCAUCAGUAAAAGAGGGUGAUCAAUAUUUUGAAAGAUGUGUUCUAUAUUAAAUAAGAUAUCUGGC
This is a messenger RNA of Pseudophryne corroboree (corroboree frog), 3085 nucleotides long. It is a transcript of the gene TUB, whose product is annotated as TUB bipartite transcription factor. The record is from RefSeq and is a predicted model, not a curated record. Gene Ontology annotation, biological process: protein localization to cilium. The transcript has 12 exons. Gene Ontology annotation, cellular component: cilium. Lineage: Eukaryota; Metazoa; Chordata; Amphibia; Anura; Myobatrachidae. The coding region runs from base 661 to 2163 and encodes 500 amino acids.